Molecule: messenger RNA, 2856 nt
Organism: Girardinichthys multiradiatus
Lineage: Eukaryota; Metazoa; Chordata; Actinopteri; Cyprinodontiformes; Goodeidae
Product: transmembrane channel-like protein 7
Exons: 16
Coding region: 156-2399 (747 amino acids)
Cellular component (GO): plasma membrane
Molecular function (GO): mechanosensitive monoatomic ion channel activity
Source: RefSeq, a predicted model, not a curated record
UCAGGAAGUGGGGAAAAGCUGUCUUCCUAACUACAGCUGGAGUUGUCACCUCCCAUGUUCACUGUCUUCUUGACGAAGCCUUUUAACCUCAGUAUUUAGCUAGCAGCUUCUUAAAUCUGUUGAAAACUACAGGUUUUCUUUUGGACAAGGGAAUCAUGGAGGAAGACUCAGUGUUCUUCACGGACCGUAGCGGACGGAUCACCAGUAACCCACUGCUGGACCAGCUGCCCAGCUACCAAUCCCUGCUGUACCGCAGAAAAUCAUCACUCACUAGCACCAAACGAAAAGGGAGGCUGAGUUCUUCUGGCAGCUUGAAAUACAGCGUGAACACCGUCAACCGACUGGAGGAGAGGCAGAAGAGUCAGAUGGAGCAGCGGCCCAUCAGAGAAUUUGCCUUACCCAUGGCUGAGAAACGCAGAAGCAAAGAUCAGCGCUUGGAGAAGAAUCAAGAUUUAAGCAGCUGGACACAGUGGAGGCAAAGCACUCGCAGGUAUCUGAAGAGGCUGAGGGACGAUGCUCAAGCAUUUCUAAGCUCCAUGAAGCUCUGGAGGGGGGACAUCCACCAAAUAGAGGGGAUGUUCGGAACAGGCAUCCUGUCCUACUUCUCCUUUCUGCGCUUCCUGGUGGCGCUCAACAUGAUAAUUUUCCUGCUGAUGUUUGGCUUUGUCAUGUUGCCCAUCAUCAUUGUUCCCUACACUUCAGGAAAUAUCACCUACAACCAGUAUGACGGAAGUGUUUGCAGCAUCUAUCCAAACACCGCUCGAAGGGGUCUCGUCAUCUUUCACGAACAUAUUACAGAUCUGCUUUCUGGUGGAGGCUUUCUGGAACAGACUUACCUUUUCUACGGCUUCUACAAAGUGGAUAAAAUCCACUUUCCAAAAGGCACAUACAAUUUGGCUCUGGCAUAUCUCCUGGCAACUAUAGGAUACCUCUUCCUAAGUCUGAUCUGGAUUGUUAAAAGGUCUGCGACAGGAUUCAAGCGCAACUUGGUCCAGGAUGAGGAUCGCUUUCAAAGCUUUUGCAACAAGAUCUUUACAGGCUGGGAUUUCUGCAUCACCAAUGAGAACGCAGCAAUGCUGAAGAGAAGCAGUUUGCUCUACGAGCUCAAGACUGAUCUGGAGGAGGAGAGGAUCAAACAGAAAAUAGCGGGUCGCACCACUAAGGAGAAGUGUCGGAUUUAUCUCCUCCGCAUCAUCCUCAAUGUUUUUGUCGUUGGUGUGUUGGCCGCUUGCUUCUACAGCAUUUACGUUGCCACCAUCUUCUCCCAGGAAGCACAAAUGAAAAGUAUAAAGGUGCAUUUCAUUGUGGAUCUCAUCUAUGAGUAUCUGCCCUCUGUUGUCAUCACCUUGGCCAACUUCAUCACUCCACUCCUCUUCUCUGUUAUCAUCAACUAUGAAGAUUACUCACCUGCCUUUGAAAUCCGCUUCACUCUCAUGAGGUGCGUCUUCAUGCGGCUGACCAGUAUUGGUGUUUUGCUCUUCUCUCUCUGGUCUCAGAUCGUGAAAUGUGAAGAGGACCCCUGUGUCUGUGGCUACCACCACAAACUUUACUCUUGCUGGGAGACCCGUGUGGGCCAGGAGAUGUAUAAACUCUCCAUAUUUGACUUCAUCAUUAUAGUUUCAGUCACCAUCUUUGUGGAGUUUCCCCGAAAGCUGAUUGUAGAGCACUGUCAGUGUGGCCUUGCUAAGUGGUGGGGCCGGCAGGAGUUUUCUAUUCCUCAAAAUGUGCUGGAAAUUGUCUACGGUCAGACAAUCUGCUGGAUCGGCACUUUCCACUGUCCCAUGCUUCCUGCCAUCUGCAUCAUAAAAUACUUCUUUAUCUUCUACAUCAAAAAGGUGUCGUUAAUCAAAAACUGCCGGCCAGCCACCCGGCCAUUUCGACCGUCCAGCUCCAACUUCUUCUUCCUUGGUGUAUUGCUGAUUGGCCUUGCUCUCGCCUGCAUGCCCAUCGCUGUUAGCCUAGCUCAAAUAAACUGCUCGCAGGCAUGCGGACCAUUUGUUAACUACAACACCUCCUGGCAGGUGCUUCCAGCUACCAUAUCACAAAUGCCAGAAGGAGCCCAAAAACUCCUCUUCGCUCUCUCAUCAGAGGCCUUUGCUGUCUCUUUCUUUGUUGUUACUUGUAUGGCCAUGUUUUAUGUGAUUGCACUUGCUGGAGCUCACAAGAGAGUCAUCAAUCAACUAAGAGAGCAGCUAGUCAUAGAGGGCCGGGACAAGCGCUUCCUGAUCCAGAAGCUGUGCCAGGCUCAGAAGUUCCGAGCAGUCAAAUCCCCGAUGUCCAAAUCCCAGCCCCGCAGUCCCAGUGGACGUGGCCCGAGUUACCACACCAGCUUCUCCAGCAACUUCAGUGAGGCGGUGUUCCUGGCACAUUCUCCACCAAACUCCUUCACACAUGUGUGAGGCAUGGGGAAGAUAUUCUACAGCUGGACAGACAUAUGGGAGCUGAACCAAAAAAUAGAAUGUAUACAUUGUUUUAACGUUUCUUCUUUUUUUUCAGUUUACUGUAAAAACACCAAAGCUUGUGUGUUUCUGUGGAUCUGCUAACAUAUCCUGUCACUUUUGUGUUUUUAAAUGAAACAUUUUUACACGUAGUCCAAAAAAUUAUUUUAGGUCAGCUGUUGUGUUUGCUUUUGUCUUUUCCUUCUGAGAAGGACUUCAUUUCACUUUAAUAUACUGGACUUGUUUAAAAGACAGCAUCUUUAGAUUUUAUGCACUUUUAAGAGUUUUUUCGUUGUCUUUUCUCCAGUACAAUCUCUGUUUACAUCUGUGCAAAUUUCUGUUGCAUGUUUUUAUAUCCAACAUUAUAUAGUAACAACUGCAUUAAACUAAUAAAGUUACUUUGUCUGCAACUAUAAAA